CCACACCAACUCACAGAAGAACACCAUGUCAAACGGAGUGAUUGAGGUUGAACCAUUUCAUUUCUCGCAAGCGCCGAAUUCUUUGGUACCUGAGUGCGGCCAAGGGGUACUGUUCAUAUCAUGGCGCUUUCUACACCAUCUGUAACCACGCUAGCACUGGUGGUCGUAUUUGCCUUCAUUAUUCAUCGUUGGCGGACUACAUCGACAUCCGGACCCACCGCCAAUCCAGAUUUCGAGAGCAAGUUGACAGAAGCGGCUAGGCGACUCAGCAAAGAGCUCGCAGUCGCACUGCCGGACAGCGUCAUUCUUCCCCAUGAUACUGUAGCCUUCAGCGACUCGAUGAACUUCUACUGGGCGCAGCAAGAGUGCGAAGCGGUCCCCGCAUGCGUUGUUCGACCGCGCGACGUCCAGGAGCUCAGCACCGCCGUAGCCAUCCUCAAACGGGAGUUUGAUGCCCGGAAGAGCCAACGCAAAGAAGGAAAAGAGAGCGAAGGGGCAGAAGGGCUGUUUGCUAUUCGUAGUGGUGGGCGAAAUCACAUUGUCGGCGCGGCCAGCAUUGUGGGCGGUGUGUUGAUCGACCUCAGCCUGUUCAACAAGAUCACUCUUUCGGAGGAUGGUUCGAGUGUAGCUAUUGGACCCGGAACUAGAUGGAAAGAUGUGUAUGAGAGCCUUGAGAGGAACGGACUCACUGUCCUUGGAAGCAGAAAUUCUACGGUCGGCGUGGGCGGUUACACCCUGGGAGGUGGCAUCUCCUUCUUCUCCGCACAGUUCGGCCUUACCUGUGCCAACAUGUCCAGCUACGAAGUCGUUCUGGCCUCUGGUUCAGUCGUCACCGCAUCCGCGUCAACCAACCCUAAUCUUUGGCGUGCCCUGAAAGGCGGCUCCAAUAACUUCGGCAUCGUCACGCAAUUCACAGCCCGGACACUACCUUCCACUAAGAUAUGGAGCGGCUUUCUCUACAUGCCCUCUAGCCAGGCUCCCAAAGUCCUCAGAGCAUACCAAGAGUACAUGGCCAGGACCGAUUCAAGCGAUCCUAAAUACGACGUCCACGCAGCCGGUCCCAUGGCCUGCUUCACAUAUCUCCACAAGCUCGGUAUCCAAGCCAUUGCAGUCCACAUGGCCCACACCAAUCCGCCCAAGGACGAGAAGAAAUGGCCAACCUCCUGGGAAACCACCUCGUUCAAGAACCUCUGGCGUUUCUGGAGCACUUGCAAAAUCCGCACCAUACCCGGCGCGAGCGAAGAACUAAACGCAACGAAUCCCCCCGGCCGCCGCCAGACGUUCGGCACCACGACCGUUAAGAACGACCUUGCCACUCUCGAAGCCAUCCAUGCCGUCUACUGCGACGCCAUCCCCGAGAUCCGCCGCAUGAACAUCAAGAACAUGUCCUGGACGCUCGUGCUCCAGCCGCUCGUAACCACCUGGGCACGCAAAGGCGAUCCGACGCCCCUAGGCUUAGACGAAGGUCCCGAGGAGCCUCUCAUCAUCGUCAGCUUGACUGUGAACUGGGCGCUUGGAAAGGACGAUGAGGCAGUUCAGGCGCUGACGCAACGCGCUAUCGAGAAGAUUGAGGGAUAUGCGGCGGCGAGGGGGACGGGCCAUCGGUUCAGGUUUCUGAAUUAUUGUGGGCCGUGGCAGAAGCCGUUUGAGAGCUAUGGAGAGGGGAACUUGGAGUUCUUGAGGGGGGUUAGUCGGAAGUGUGAUCCUGAUGGGCUUUUUCAGAAGGGGUGUGUGGGUGGGUUUAAGCUGGGUCUGAGGGAUUGCGAGGCUUGAGGCGGGUUCUCGGUGUACUCUUAUGGGGUUAUUUUUCCGUGCGCGUGCCUGAGGAGGGAUGGAAACCCGAUGGCAUGACCCAGUGCCCACCAACGACAGGGUAUCAAGAAGAGAUACACAUCUCGCCAGCCCAUCUGUAACUCAUCAUGCUCACUCGGCUCCUCUCGUCGGUGCCCGCGCUCGAUGCCGAACCGUACCGCGUAGUCGUAGUUGGACAAGCGACGCUACCCAGCCCCCCCUCUGCUACUCAAAGUCUUCGGUCGAAACUGUCGGCGCGUUUCCUCAAGCGAAUCCUAGG
Molecule: messenger RNA, 2071 nt
Organism: Trematosphaeria pertusa
Lineage: Eukaryota; Fungi; Ascomycota; Dothideomycetes; Pleosporales; Trematosphaeriaceae
Product: FAD binding domain-containing protein
Exons: 2
Coding region: 121-1773 (550 amino acids)
Molecular function (GO): FAD binding
Source: RefSeq, a predicted model, not a curated record